AUGUUCAACAAUCUUUACGUUAUAAUCAUAGAAAAGUCUUAUAAAAAAUAUCUUUACAAACUGAUCAAAAUGCAAAGGCUUUUUCUACGACAGUUUUCAAAUACACCCACUAUUUGGGGAACGAUCAGCAAGGCAAAGGUUGCUGCGGCAAUAAAAAAAAAUGUUAUUUUAGUACCCCAAAAAGAGGUGGAGUUAAGAGAACGGAAAAAACUUGAAGAAUUCAAUUCCAAGCCGGUGACAAAUUGUUCUGCAAGAAAACUACUUGGUGAGCUCUUGGGACGUGAUUUUAAAGGGGAUGAAAAAAUUGGAGUUCUAACCCCAUUUACAAGUAAGGAAUUAGACGUGAUUUUCAAACAAAAAAACUUGAGACUUAUCUAUAAAGUCUUAGGUACAUCAGGUAUGCAAAUCAAAGAUUCGAUGAUUGUGAACAACGAUGUUGAGAAAUUUUUAGAAAGAGGAGAACUCUAUCGGGCGGAACAACUGGCAAAGUUAGCACGUCAUCAAGGAUUAUUUGCAUAUGGUACCAUUUUAAAAUAUCUGCUUCAGCGUGGGCAAGUCAACGACGCAUUUGAUAUAUUCAUGGACCUAAGGAAGCGUGGGUAUGAAAUCAAGGGUCGUUUAUACAACGUGUUAUUAUCUGGGUAUGGAGAUACAAUCUCUAAAUCUUACAAUGGCACUGAAGUAUCGCAUGAGAAGGUCGAAAGGCUAUUCAGAGCAUUUCAAAAGGACCACUUAUCAGGAAAACAGGAUAUAUCCGUGAUCCAUGUCAAUUCUUUGUUGAAAGUUUUAAGGAAGAGUAAAAGAGUUGACCUGGGGCUGAGUCUUUUUGACUCCUUAAAAGAGAGUCAGAGCGGGCACUCAAGGAUCAAGCCAGAUGUGAGAACGUAUACUGAGACAUUGAGAUUAUUGGCAAUCGCUGAACCCGAAAGAGACGGCUUAUCCUAUAAAGAUAUAAUAAAGCGUGCAGAAGUUAUAUUUUACAAUUCACAAAACAACAGGAAUAUCAAGGUUGAUGCCUUUUUAGUUCGUGCAUAUGCAAGUAUAUAUGCAUAUUCAGACGAUUUGAUGCUUCGUGCAAGAGCUGUGACAAUCUACAGAGAAUGGUUCAGAAUAUCUUCAUUAGAGGAGAUCAAGCAACCUGUUGAUUACAAUGUAUACAAUCAGAAAAUGUGGGAAAAAAUCCAGUCUAAUGGAACCAAGAGGUUUUUCAUUGGUGCAAAUCGUCCAAGCCUGCUGGAAACUGAUCAAAUCAAUGCUGCAAAAAGCAAGAGAUUUGAGCCUGACGAUGCCAUCAUAAGAUCCUAUACAGAAUUAUGCAAGCUCUUCAAAAUUCCAUGUACAUACAAACCACCUGAAAAAAGGGGUAAAAUCACCGAAACGCCUGCUAAACAAACUUCAAAUGUUAAGGCAGAAGUUGCUUAA
Molecule: messenger RNA, 1422 nt
Organism: Pichia kudriavzevii
Lineage: Eukaryota; Fungi; Ascomycota; Pichiomycetes; Pichiales; Pichiaceae
Exons: 1
Coding region: 1-1422 (473 amino acids)
Molecular function (GO): protein binding
Source: RefSeq, a predicted model, not a curated record